UCCAUGCUCAUGAGCAAUCCUGAAAGCUGUUGUGUAAACACAUGACUGUUUUAUACACAUAGUAUGGCACAUCAAUAUUUUAACUGGAUUUGUGUUGUUUACCUCCCAUAUUCAAGUAUCAGCAGUCUCAAUACUGCAUACGGUAGACAAAUGUUGCUUUUAAAAUACAGUAUGGGAGAAAAUCCAGGAGCAUGAUGUCAUCAACAGAGGGAUGAGUCUGUUCUGUUCAGGGAGGGGCAGAAAACCAGAAGUUAGACUCAUUCAUACAACAGAGAGAGCUUGGCUGUUCCUGAAGACGUGUUGCACAGCACUUACUUGUAUCUGCUCGGAGGUGAAUUUGCAGUCAAGAAAUGGUUUCCAUCACAAAUGAAAACACUACGGAACUUUACAACAUCAUGGCCACUCAGGAGCUCGCAGUCAGUCCAACAAAUUGCAACAAUAAUUCAGGAGUUCAUCAGCUGAAUGAAUACAAAUGUAUUAAUUCAUACGUAUGGCAAUGGCUACAGGAUUUUCAGCCUGGCUUCCUCUGGUUUAUAUUUAUUCUUGGAGCAUUGGAAAAUUCCUUUGUCCUCAUCGUCCUGUGUUUCCACAAGAGUCCCUGCACAGUGGCUGAAAUUUACCUAGCAAACAUGGCACUUGCUGACUUAAUGUUGGUCUGUGCUUUACCUUUCUGGGCCAUUAAUAUUUCUAAUGGGUUUCAAUGGCCUUUUGGCCUGUUCCUCUGUAAAGCUGUCAAUGUAAUGAGUAACAUGAACUUUUACUCUAGUAUUUAUUUCUUGACACUUGUGAGCAUCGACCGCUACCUAGCCUUGGUGAAAACCAUGUCUCUUGGACGGAUGCGACGAACUGUCUGUGCCAAAUGGAAUAGCUUUGUCAUCUGGACAUGUGCAUUGCUCAUAUGUUCACCUACAAUGGUGUUCCGAAAUUUACACUAUUAUGCAGAAUACAACAUCACAGCCUGCACUCUCGUUUACCCAGCCAGCUACUGGGAGCCUGCAACCAACUGCUUGUUGAAUAUAGUGGGCUUUGUGAUCCCACUCUGUGUAAUUACCUACUGUACAACGCAAAUCAUCAAAGCCUUGCGAAGUAAUGAGCUACAAAAAAUUAAGCUAGUCCAGACAGAGAGGAAAGCCACCAUGCUGGUCCUUGCUGUGCUUUUGCUUUUCAUCAUUUGCUGGCUUCCAUUCCAAAUCAGCACGUUCAUUGACACAAUCCGUUACCUUGCACCCACUCUUAAAUGCCUGGAAGAAAUCAAUGACAUAGUGACCCAGAUAGGUACAUACUGUGCCUUUUGUAACAGCUGCCUGAACCCAAUCUUGUAUGUAAUUGUAGGGAAACACUUCCAGAAGAAAGCUGUGGAAUUCUACAAGGACUUGUUUCCAAAGAGGUGCAGAAAAUCACAGUCUGUGCAGAUGGAAAACUCCCUGGACACUUUAAGAACUUCCAUUUCAAAUGAAUAUCCAAGGAAAAAGUCUGUUUUCCCAUCACCAUGAUAACACAAUCUGUUCAUUACAGAAAAAAAAAAGCCUAACUUAUGAGUCUCCGCUAAUAUCCAUCUACUACUAGUCAACAAAAUAAUUGUGGUAGUAUUCAUCAUUUGUGAGAAAGCAAGGGUUUGAUCUUGAUGGAAACUCCAUACAGGGACCUGCUUCUAAUACUACUGAAUACUUUUCAUUAUCAAAUCCUCCUUUGUAGCAUACUCACAUAUUCAUGGCUGACUAAUAUUUGAUGCAUUUAAUGUUUGCAUUUCUAAGGUGUACAUGCAUGUACAGACAGUUGCCUGAAUAGAGGCCCCGGUCCUGCCAGGAUUGUGCAACUCCUUAUGGUACCUAUACAGUUUGUUGGACUAGACUUUUGACAGAAGGGGCUUGUAGUUGAGUAAGUUCUGGUAAAUUAAUCCUGUAGGAUUAUUAUUCAAAUGGGGUUUUAGGUGCAGCCGUUUUUUUUCUGUGUUCAGUCAUCCAAAGCUAUUUCAAUUAUUAGAUCAACAAGCUGUGCCUUUUUGCAACUGCUCUGCCCCUCCUAGUUACAGGUUUACAUCAGUUUGUACAUAUGGAAAGUAGCUCUAAAAAAAGGCAAAGCAGUACUGGAAGGAAGGCUGUAGCCAGCUGCAUGAAGCUAGCUGAGGUUUUUUUGUAGCAGGAAACUGGUUUACCCCUUCUGCACUGGAUAAAGGCAUACACUUACUCCUUUUGAAUGACUGAAUAUUAUUUAUCCAUACCUACACUUCAGCUCAGAGACUUAAUUUUCAAUAUUUACAAAGGGUAAUUAAUAUUUGUAAUGUUAUUAAAUAGAAACAUAAAAG
Molecule: messenger RNA, 2305 nt
Organism: Pezoporus occidentalis (night parrot)
Lineage: Eukaryota; Metazoa; Chordata; Aves; Psittaciformes; Psittacidae
Gene: BDKRB2
Product: bradykinin receptor B2
Exons: 2
Coding region: 351-1493 (380 amino acids)
Biological process (GO): cell chemotaxis; smooth muscle contraction; positive regulation of cytosolic calcium ion concentration
Cellular component (GO): external side of plasma membrane; membrane
Molecular function (GO): C-C chemokine receptor activity; C-C chemokine binding; bradykinin receptor activity
Source: RefSeq, a predicted model, not a curated record